AUGGAAUUGCAUCAGGUACUUGAACGACUAGAAGGGGCUCACGCACAGAUUGAACGCGUUUCUGAAAUUUGCGGGGCCUCGUCUAUAUCAUAUGGAGUCCUUCAUUACGGUGAUGUUAUCUAUGCGAAAAGCGUGGGACUGAGAGACCAAGCGCAGCGUCUGCCGGCGGAUUCACAAACCAUUUAUCCGCUCGCGUCUGUAUCAAAGGGCUUUCUAGCAGCUGCCGUGGGAGUCCUGGUCGAUGAAGGCAAGCUUGAUUGGCAUGCCCCUAUCCGCACGUAUCUGCCGCAGUUCAACCCCGUUAAUGAUCGAGAUUUGGGACAAUAUGCCAACGUCAUUGAUCUGCUGAGCCAUGCUACCGGCCUAGCACAGCAUGACCUGCUCCAUAUUGGGCCACUUGGGUCAAUAAUCAGCGACUCGUCCAAGCUAAUUCAUUUGCUGAAUGCAUUGCCGACAUCCAACAGCCAUGGGUCAAGGUUUCGCCGGUGGUGGCUCUACAACAAUCAUGUCUCAGCACUGGCGAGUCAAGUGCUUGAGAGUGUCUCAGAAGGAACGCCCUACCCAGAAUUCCUAGAGCAACGCAUCCUACAUCCUUUACGCAUGUUCCGGACUUCCGUCUCCAUGAACAGAUUUUCUUCGGACUCAAACAUAGCCUUACCAUAUGCUCGCCUAUCCGAUGGUUCCUUCGCGAAACUGCCAUUCCCCGAAUACCUCCAAGAAACAACCCAUAUUCUUGCAAGUCAGGGGGUUACCAGCUGCGUCCAAGACCUACUGAUCUGGGCUAAAGCGACAUUGGAGCGUGAAUCGUGGGAGCAGCUCCAUGCUAAGGACAAGUCUGAUCAGCCUUUUUCCCCAAAC
Molecule: messenger RNA, 858 nt
Organism: Aspergillus nomiae NRRL 13137
Lineage: Eukaryota; Fungi; Ascomycota; Eurotiomycetes; Eurotiales; Aspergillaceae
Product: serine hydrolase domain-containing protein
Exons: 1
Source: RefSeq, a predicted model, not a curated record